AUGUCACCACACGCCCUCUCCUCCGAAAUCUCCUCCUCCUCCUACUCCCCCUCCAUAACCUCCACAACCCCAACCUCCCCCUCCGAAAUCCCAACCCUACUCCACCACGACAACACCACCACCCAAAAAUCCCACCUCCACCGCUUCCCCUCCUCAGAACUCCAAGACCUAGUCUGCAUCGGUUUCGGCCCCGCCUCCCUCUCAAUCGCCAUCGCCCUCCACGACAAAUUCGAAUCCUCCUCCUCCUCCCCCCAACACGCUCCUCCCCGCGUCAGGUUUCUCGAAAAACAAGAGACCUUCGCAUGGCACGCGGGCAUGCUCCUCCCAGGCGCCAAAAUGCAAAUCACAUUCCUCAAAGACCUGGCCACGCUCCGGGAUCCGCGGAGUGAAUUUACGUUUCUGAAUUAUCUGCGGGAGAAAGGGCGGCUGGUGGCGUUUACGAAUUUGGGGAGUUUUUUGCCGUUGAGGCGGGAGUAUGAGGAUUAUAUGCGAUGGUGUGCGGGGAGGUUUGGGGAGGUGGUGGAUUAUGGGCAGAGGGGGGAAGGGGUGGAGGUUGGCGGGGUGAAUGCGGAGACGGGGGAGGUGCAGGAUUUUCGGGUGGUUUCGGUGGAUGUCAGGACGCGGGAGCGGAGGGUUUUAAGGGCGAAACAUGUUGUGAUUGCGGCGGGGGGGAGGCCGAAUUUUUUGGAGUGUUUGCCGGAGAAGCAUCCGAGGGUUCUGCAUUCGUCGCAGUAUGCCACGCAUGUUCACAAGGUCUUUCCGGACGGGACCAGGCCGAGGAGAGUUGCGGUUAUUGGUGGUGGGCAAAGUGCUGCUGAAUGCUGGCAUGAUGUCCCAUCGCGGUUCCCAGGCUCACAGUCAGUGUUGUUGAUUCGGGGAGCUGCUCUCAAGCCAAGUGAUGAUUCUCCAUUCGUCAACGAAGUCUUCAACCCCGACAAAGUCGACGACGUAUUCUCUCAAGACCCUCAAGUGCGCGCUGCUAUGCUCGCCCUCGACAAAGCCACCAACUACGGUGUCGUGCGAAUCGAAUUGCUCGAGCAGAUCUAUGCCGAGAUGUACUCGUACCAACUCCAGCAUCAAAGCGAAGAGGAUUGGCCGCAUCGGAUCAAGAACUUCCGAGAAGUCACCGGCAUGCGCGAUGUCAUGGACAACGGAAACCAAGCCAUCGAACUGCAGAUCCAGAACAACUCCGGAAAGUACUGCGCCAACAAGCCGAGCUGUACAGAGACUAUGGUUGUCGAUCUCGUGGUUGUUGCCAGCGGGUAUAAGAGAGAUUCUCAUGAGGAGAUGUUAUUUGGGCUCCGCGAUCUCAUGCCCGGGGGAAAUAUUGAAGGACAGAAGUGGACCGUCAAGCGUGACUACUCGGUGGAGUUUGCACCUGGGACUGUGCAAUCUGAUGCUGGUGUGUGGCUGCAGGGCUGCAAUGAGAAGACACACGGUCUUUCCGAUACGUUGCUUUCGAUUCUUGCGGUGAGAGGGGGAGAAAUGGUUGAGAAUAUUUUUGGAUACUCGUCAGAGGCGCAGACGAAGCAUAUGAUGGAGAGUUCGGUGGAGAUGAUGGGUGAGUUGGAUGGGGAGAGUAUUCGUCGGCAGGAGUUAGGAAUGGGAGGAUGAAUGCUGUGAGCAUAGUGGGAUGGCGUGCUGGACAGGACUUGUUGAGGAUGCACAGUCGCGGCAACACGGAUUCCAGCCGGGCGUUUGAGGAGCAGAGCUGGUGAUGGCAAAAUGCGUCUAUCUUGUUCACAAGAUCUCACGAUUCAAGCACAUCGGCGAGUACUGUAUGACAUUCCAUCUACGCUUCUUGGAUGGUUUCUUG
Messenger RNA from Pseudocercospora fijiensis CIRAD86, 1816 nucleotides. RefSeq lists its product as uncharacterized. Bases 1 to 1614 code for a protein of 537 amino acids. Gene Ontology annotation, biological process: intracellular iron ion homeostasis. NCBI's taxonomy places the organism in Eukaryota, Fungi, Ascomycota, Dothideomycetes, Mycosphaerellales, Mycosphaerellaceae. The transcript has 2 exons. The record is from RefSeq and is a predicted model, not a curated record.